Messenger RNA from Tribolium madens (black flour beetle), 1365 nucleotides. RefSeq lists its product as uncharacterized. The transcript has a single exon. NCBI's taxonomy places the organism in Eukaryota, Metazoa, Arthropoda, Insecta, Coleoptera, Tenebrionidae. Gene Ontology annotation, molecular function: nucleic acid binding; zinc ion binding. The record is from RefSeq and is a predicted model, not a curated record. Bases 191 to 1354 code for a protein of 387 amino acids.
UUCAGUGAGUCACUGUUCAUCGCUCGAACCGAUCGGAUCGUUUCGCUCCGCUCUGAUCACACCGAGCACCGACAAGUGAAAGUGGAAAUUGUGUUUUGUGAAGAAGCAAUUUCCAGGCCGAAAGCAAAAUAAAAUCAAAUCUGGUGAGUCGUUUAAAAUUUUAUUUUGCCCUUCUGGGCCUUCUUUAAAAAUGUCGACCACUCGUCGAAAUUCGACUGAGUCGUUAGCAAGCCUAGGUGAAAUAGAAUACGAUAAAGAUAAUAUAUCCAGCAUAGUUGAAAGCUGCGCGACAAAUUUGUCAAUUUUGAAUGCCUUUAUUUUAAAGUCAAAAGACUGUAUUAGAGACAGGCAAACUUAUCUACAUGCCAUAGAAAACAUUCAGUCCGGCCUUAGACAUAUUUCUACUAACUUUGCAAAACCUAGUGUUGAUACAAAUUUAGAAGAUAAAAUUACGAAUAUUGUUGAAAAAGCCAUCGAAAGUAAAUUAGGUAGUGCUAACAAUAAUGAUACUUCCCUAAUUGGCCCUAGAUACAGUCAAAUUCUAAAGUCCAAUUUGCCUAAAAACAGUGAAAUAACAGUAACUCCGGCCAAACUUCCUCAAACUAGUUUUAAAGUUAUCAUCAAACCCAAUGAUAGUCUGAAGAACAUAAAAUCAUCUGAGGACACCCGGAAAAUUCUGAUGUCAAAGUCUCCUAAAGAUUUUGGCAUAAAAGUUAACAAAAUGGUGCCGAUUAGAAACAACGCAAUUCUUGUCGAGUCAAACUGCCCGUCAAUUUUGAAUUUGACAGAAAAUUGCGUUUUGAAGUCACUUAACCUUUGUGCAGAGAGAAUAAAUAAAGUUUGGCCGAAAAUUCAAAUUUUUGACGUUCCCAAAGAACUGGAAACGGAUCAAUUAAUCUCCGAAAUUUUAGACCAAGAAAAUUUGCCUGAUAGUGUCCCCAAAAAAUUUGUUAAAUCCGCGUUUAAAGUUGGAAACAAAGAGGCAAAAAAUAAUAAUUGGGUAGUUGAAAUACACCCUGCAGCUCGUAAUUAUUUUAUUAAAACAGGCAGUAGAAUGUACAUUAGUUGGAAAUCGUUGCAUAUUAGGGACUAUCUAAGGGUCACGCGAUGUUUCAAAUGUCAAAAAUUCGGUCACGUUUCGAAAUUUUGCACUUCUGAAAAACAAUGGUAUUGUGCUAGUACUGAACAUGAAUCUACGUCAUGUCAAUUUAAAAAUGAGCAGGACAAACAUAAAUGUAGCAAUUGUGUAAGAGCCGAUCAGAAAGAAACUAGUCAUGCUGCGGGGUCGUCUGACUGCCCUAUUUACAAACAUCGGCUGCAAGAGGCCAUCAAAAAUAUCAAUUUUGAUGGUUAACACGAUCAAUA